AAAAAAAGCAAAUUCUCUCUCUCCUCUUCCUCCUCUUCUUCAAAUUUUCUCUCUCUAAAACCCACCUAAUUUAUCUUCUCAAAAGUUCCAAUUUUUCUUCAAACCCCCCCUCCCUCUUUCAGUACUUCACCUUCUUUCUCCCAAUAUAUUGCCUUCUUCUUCUUCCUCUACUUCUUCUUCUUCUUUGAUUGAUUUUUGCUCUCAAGUCCUCAAAUUAAUUCUCUCUUUUCAUUUGAAAAUUUUGAACCCCUUAAGUUGUUUCCUGCUUUUUUUUUCUCUUUUUCCCAUGCUGGCUGAUCUCUCUUCUCCUUCACUUCCUUGUUUUGAGCCUUUGUCUAAUUGCUUUGAAAACAAUGGAACCAAUAACAAACGAAAAAGACGACCCGCGGGUACUCCAGACCCAGAUGCUGAGGUGGUUUCUCUCUCUCCAAAAACCUUAUUGGAAUCAGAUCGUUACGUAUGUGAGAUCUGCAAUCAAGGGUUUCAGAGAGAUCAAAAUCUACAGAUGCAUCGACGUCGACACAAGGUACCAUGGAAGCUGUUGAAAAGAACGGAAACAACAACCGUAGUGAGGAAACGGGUGUUUGUUUGCCCCGAACCCAGCUGUUUACACCAUAACCCUACUCAUGCUUUGGGGGAUUUGGUAGGAAUAAAGAAGCACUUUAGAAGAAAACAUAGUAACCAUAAGCAAUGGGUUUGUGAAAAAUGUUCCAAAGGAUAUGCUGUUCAAUCUGAUUACAAAGCCCAUCUCAAAACUUGUGGAACUAGAGGCCAUUCUUGUGAUUGUGGUCGAGUUUUCUCCAGGGUGGAGAGUUUCAUAGAACAUCAAGAUAAUUGCAAACUGGGUCAUCAUCAUCAACAGCAACAAUCAGAACAAAAAAUUCCAUGUUUAUCAAGAACAGCUUCAAGUCCAACUCCAAGUCCUUCUUCAGAUACAAAUUUCAGCUUCUUAAACCAAAACCAAAACCAAAACCCAAAAUUUACUUCAACUCAUCAUCAUCAUCAUAACCAUGGAGCUGACAAAUAUUCGAAAAAAACAACAAUAAUUCCUCAAAGAAUUAUUGGCCAUAAUCAUCAAAAUCUAGACCUACAACUUUCCACCAAUUCAACAACUUCAAUUCACGUUUCAGUUUCUCCGAAAAGACAUGAAAAUUACUCAACCCAUUUGCAACUUUCCAUUGGUUCUUGCAAUUAUGGUGAGAAAUUACAUGAUCAUCAUCAUGAUAAUAAUAAUAACAGUAAUGAUCGUGAUCAUCAUAAUGACGACGACGAUGAUGAGAAAUUAGGUUUUUUGAAGCUGAAAGAAGAAGCUAAAGAGCAAAUGAGAAUGGCCAUGGAAGAGAAAGCAAUGGCUGAAGAAGCAAGAAAUGAAGCUAAGAAGCAAAUUGAAAUGGCUGAAAAAGAGUUAGUGAAUGCCAAGAGAAUGAGACAACAAGCACAAGCUGAGUUACAAAGAGCACUUGUUUUGAAAGAACAUGCCAUCAAGAAAAUCAAUUCUACUAUCCUCCAAAUCACUUGCCAAGUUUGUAGGCAACAUUUUCAUCCCUUCCCUAAAAUUUGAAUAUUAAUUCAUUCCCUCCUUGUCAUCGUCGUUGUCGUUGUCGUCCUCGAUCCUUUUAAUGACAUCAUAAAUUUUACAAUUCCUAUACAAACAUCUUCUUCACUUCCUUAA
Molecule: messenger RNA, 1672 nt
Organism: Cucumis sativus (cucumber)
Lineage: Eukaryota; Viridiplantae; Streptophyta; Magnoliopsida; Cucurbitales; Cucurbitaceae
Product: zinc finger protein SHOOT GRAVITROPISM 5
Exons: 3
Coding region: 287-1561 (424 amino acids)
Cellular component (GO): nucleus
Molecular function (GO): DNA-binding transcription factor activity
Source: RefSeq, a predicted model, not a curated record